AUGCGGCAAGCUCCGGCGCCCACCGCACUCGGUGCCACCCGCGGACCGGCAACGCCGCACGACGAUGGCGCUGAUGCGAGCCCACGCGAGGAUCGCGCGCCGGACGGUAGCCAAAAGGCUCCGACGCACACGGUCGUGUUCUUUCCCCCGGUGCUCGGCGGCGCCAAACCACGGCCCGGCCGCGGCCUCGUGCUCGACGAGCAGUGGGCCGUCACGGCCAAGUUCACGGCGGGCACAUCGGUUGACAUGAUCGGAACCUGCGGCGGCCUGCUCUGCCUCCUCGACGUGCGCAGCUGCGCCGUCAGGAUCUCCAACCCAGCCACCGGCGCGUCGCUCGCCCUGCCGCCGCCGCCGUGCACGAGCACGAGCACGCGGCGCGACCCGCGCGCGUACUGCCUCGGCUUCGACGCGACCGCUAAGCUGUACAAGAUCGUGCACGUCCCACACGACUACAAGAUCGCGAGGUCCGGUUCCACGGGGAAGAAGGGGGUGGUGUACGUGCACAGAGUAGGAGACAAAUACUGGAGGCCCGUGCGCGCUCCCGGUGCCGCCGAGUGCUGCCUGGCCGCCGGCGGCGCCGUGUACAGCAACGGCGCAGUGUACUGGCUCACACAUUACGAGGUGGCAAGAGCCAGACUCGUCCGCUUUCGUCUGAACCAAGAGGAGGCAACGCUGGUCGAGCCCCCGCCGUUCGACGUCCACCGGAGGCCGCUCUACUGCCGGCUGCUGGAUGCGGACGCGGCGCCGUGGUGGUCACCAGCGAUCAAGGAGCGCGGAGUGUCGACCAUCGAGCACGCCGGGGAGAAGAUGCUGGUGGAAGGCAGGGGCGCCGCGAAGGCGCUAAGUAACGCAGCUUCACCGUGCGGCCGAGGAGAGGACCGCGCGCGCGUCAAGCAGGAGGUUGUCGCCGCCAUCCUGGGCAUCGUAGAGCUACCCUUAUACCGUGAGCGGCUGAAAAAGGGCCAUGGCGAGACGGUUGAUCGGAACUUGGAAAAGGCUCGAGCUGAUUGCCCGGUAAGCGGCGGCGGUCGCUACAUCCUCCGCACCUUCGCAUACGUUGAGCCCGUGUCGACUGCUCCUUUGGCGAACAAGACCCUGGGGCUAGGAGCAUCAGGUUGGAUGCGUGGUGGCUGUGGCUCAAGGAAGGAAGGCGCUAGCAGGUGCACCAUGCAACACAUGACCGAGAAACACAAGAUUAGUUACAACACCAGUUAUCAUCAAACGGAUACCGGCAUUUCUUGA
Messenger RNA from Miscanthus lutarioriparius, 1242 nucleotides. Lineage: Eukaryota; Viridiplantae; Streptophyta; Magnoliopsida; Poales; Poaceae. The record is from the annotation of a GenBank genome assembly.